AUGCUACCGAAUGGCAAGCCCAAGACCAUUAUUGUCACUGGCAGCGCGAACGGCAUUGGCGCUCAAACAAUCCGCUCCUACCAUUCCGCCGGCUGCAACGUCGUCAUCGCAGAUUUACCCUUCACAAAAGAUGCCGCGGAGGCUGUGAUUUCCUCACUGUCAGACCCAGGAAGAGCUAUGUACCAUCCGACCGACAUCACCAGUUGGAACGAUAUCCGAGUUCUCUUUAGAGAGACGAAGAAUCGAUUCGGUCAAAUCGAUGUGGUGGUAGCUAACGCGGGGUUGAUGGAAAGCAAAGGAUUCUUCGAAUUCGAGGAAGACGAAGCUGGGGAGUUGAAAGAGCCGGUGGAGGCGUACAAGGUCGUCGAUGUCAAUUUGAAGGGAACUAUGAACAACUCUGACGGUGCAAAAGGAUCAGUAGUGCUUGUAGCUUCGACGUCAGGGUACUUUGGCGGCACGGGGGUGGUCUCAUAUAUCUCGUCUAAACAUGGUGUUGUUGGACUGGCUCGCGCAUCGCAACGAAAGGCAAAAGAGCUCGGUGUAAGAGUCAAUGUGGUCGCGCCUUUCUUCACACCAACAUACAUAACCACCGGCUACUCGCAGGAAUGGAAGAAGAGAGGAUUGCCGGCGAAUAGCGUCCAAGAUGUUGCGAAAGCGAUUAUGGAGACAAGCAUGGAUCCGAGUAAAAAAGGACAUAGCAUGAUGGUGGCCGGAGGUCUUGUCAGAGAGAUAGAGAUAGCUAGAACAGCACUCACAAAACAGUGGCUUGGGGAAGAGAUUGCAAACACAAUGGCAGAAGGUGGAAAGUUCUUUGAAGACAUGGGAGGCUACACACUACCAAAGGCACGGUCAUAA
Messenger RNA from Parastagonospora nodorum SN15, 855 nucleotides. RefSeq lists its product as hypothetical. Bases 1 to 855 code for a protein of 284 amino acids. The transcript has 3 exons. NCBI's taxonomy places the organism in Eukaryota, Fungi, Ascomycota, Dothideomycetes, Pleosporales, Phaeosphaeriaceae. The record is from RefSeq and is a predicted model, not a curated record.